Molecule: messenger RNA, 1891 nt
Organism: Helicoverpa armigera (cotton bollworm)
Lineage: Eukaryota; Metazoa; Arthropoda; Insecta; Lepidoptera; Noctuidae
Exons: 2
Coding region: 152-1756 (534 amino acids)
Source: RefSeq, a predicted model, not a curated record
CAAAAUCUGUCACUGUUAAUCAAAGAAAACAUCAAUAAACCAAAAAUAUCUCACAAAAUGCUACGAAUUGAUAUGAGGACACUGUAAUUUUACAAAUGCGGCGGCAUGAUCAGAAUGAUUUAACUUUUACACAUCAGCCAUUCAUACUCCCAUGCCUGACCAUAAGAGAACUCAAUCUCCACCAGUGUGCAUGAAAAAAUCCCGACAGCUUUUAAAAUCAGUCGCAAUCAAAGAUUUGGAUCAGGCUGGGAUACUUUGCUUCCAAAAUUCAGGAGUGCCAAGCCCUGCUGACUCAAAUUCGUGCCUCUGCGGUCAAGAAGACUGCGCCCCAGGCAUCUGCUGCUCGCUGCAUCGCGAAUGCGGUCAACUUGAUUUACCACCGUCACGGAAUGUACCAGAACCACUUUAUGAACGAGGAUCAUGUGCUUCAGAAUGCGGAGGACAUAAGCAAGAGUUGAUUAGUAGCAUCGCUCGAGAUGGUAGUGAUGGAUACCAACAAGACUUUAAUUCGAGCGAUAGAAGGCUUAGCAUUGGUCGAGAUAGUCGUCAAGGAUAUCCACCAGACUUUUCUUCGAACGAUAGAACGUGUAGCAUAGGUCGGAAUAGUCGUCAAGGAUACCAACAAGACUUUAAUUCGAACGAUAAAUCGUGUGGCGUGGGUCGAGAUGGGCGUCAGGGAUACCAACCAGACUUUUCUUCAAACGAUGGAACGUGUAGCAUCGACCGAAAUGGUCGUCAAGGAUACCCAUCUGAGUUUCCUUCAAACGAUAGAUCAUGUAGCAUAGGUCGAGGUAGUCGUCACAGAUACCAACCGGACUUUUGUUCAAACGAUAGAAGGGUAAGCAUCUCUCGACAUAGUCGUCAGGGAUACCAACAAGACUUAUGUCCGACCGAAAGAAGAGUUACCAUUAGUGAGCGUGAAGGAUACCCACAAGACUUUUUCGCGAACAAUGGAAGAUUUAGCUUCGGUCCAGCUGAUUGUGAUGCAUGCGAAGAAGACUUCCCGCCGACUGGAAGAAGAUUUAGCAUACAAGGCCGCAAUUUCCAGCUCAGCGAUCUCAUUCCAGACUGCUGUAAACCGUCCGCUUUUAUGACACCAAAGCCAGCUCCUCCCCCGGAGUCUUGUUGUGAUUCUUGUAGAAAAGAACUUUUCACGCAAGGCAAACUUGUGCCAAAGCCAGCGUUUGACCCUUACAAACAAUCUUGCUGUGAUACUUGUAAAUAUCUACCUCCAAAACUAAAGAGCGAAGACCCUUGUUCACAUGACACCUGUGGCAAGGAUGAUACAGAACUUAGUGAUACUGGCUCCGUGAUUUCCGAAGAACAGAGAAAAAAAUUAUGGCAAAUGCCUCUGGGGACACCUCCGCCCCGUAAAAGUUCCUCCCAAAAACAUUUUAGGUUGAGUAAAAAUAACUUAGGGGAUCUAGAUGAUGAGAAUGGUAAAGGCGCGACUGGCGCUAAUUGUAGUUGUGAUGAGGAGCUCGAUGGAAAAACUGAUAAACCCGAAACGGAUGAGAAAAGAACAAGUAAGGACAGUAAAACUGAUUUGACGAAUGCAGAAAGUAAACCUGAAGAUGGUAGUAGAAGGAACUCGUCUGCACAUGAAAUUAAAAAAGAGGAAAGUAAAAGGUUGAGUCAAGAAGAAAAAAGGAUGAGUCGAGAAGAAAGAAGGUUAAGUCGAGAAGAAAGGAGGUUGAGUCGAGAAGAAAAAAGGUUGAGUAAAGAAGAAAGUAAAAGGCCUAGUCAAGAAAAUUAACAGUCAGUUACCAGAUUUCGCAGAGUGCGCCCGCGCCGGUUUCAGUGCUGCGGGAUUGUCAGUCUGAUGAGCUAACCGGUCUGAAGAGCCUUGCGCUUGUUGCUCACCGUCGAUUUUCACUGAAAUAUUAGUUCA